CCGUAAACAGCUGACUAGAUUUACGCCUAGAUUCUAAAUAGUAAACAGUAAAUCAGAUCUUUCUAGAUCUAAUACUAUUAGUAUUAGUGUGAAAAAAGCUCUUCAAAAGGUUAAAAAAGAAUUUUGAUCGAAAAAUUGUAAAAGAUGACCCAAAAAGUAUUUGCAAAAGGUUCAGCGUAUCCACCACUACAGCCAGGGGUUCUCAGAUUGUACAGCAUGAGAUUUUGUCCAUUUGCACAUAGAACAAGACUUGUGCUUCUUUAUAAAAACAUUCAGUUUGAAACAAUUAAUGUUGAUUUAAAAUACAAACCUGAAUGGCUGUUUGAUAAAAACCCCCUUGGUCUGGUGCCAAUUGUCGAACUAGAUGACAAGAUAGUUUAUGAAUCCACAGCCACGUGUGAGUGGCUUGAUGACAUUUACCCACAGCAUAGACUUCAGCCAAGUGAUCCUUAUACAAAGGCUUGGGACAGGAUACUGCUGGAGUAUUUUGGAAAGCUUACUCCAGGCAUCUAUACAUUUUGGAGAACUCCAGACAAUCGCGAGAAACUUAUUGAAGAGUUUCACAAGCACUAUAAAUUUUAUGAUGACAACCUAAGUAAAAGGACUGGACCCUUGUUCGGAGGUCUGGCGCCAUCUAUGACAGACUUUUACUUAUGGCCACAUUUGGAGAAAAUACCUGUCAUGGAAACAGCAGACCCAAGAAUCAGCAUCAGUAGAGAAAACUUCCCACACUUAGCUGCUUGGUUUGAUGCCAUGUGCCAAGUUCCAGCGGUGAAGGCUACUUCAUUUGAUGUGAAGACACACUUGCAUUUCCUCCAUUCUUAUAUUGCUGGCAACCCUGACUAUGAUUUUGAUUUGGAUGAGUAGUUGUGAAAAAUAAUUUGUUUCAAUGUGAUAGAAUUUUUAUUGUUUGGGCAUUAGAGAUGGAGCGGGACUUUUUUUUGACAAAUCUCAGUCAUUAAAAAUGUAUUAACUCCCUUUAUUUAUGGUCCACAGAGCCCAAACAUUGUCUUUAAUUCCUAAUUUUGGUUAUAUGCCAACGUUUGACUGCUGAUAUUACUCAUUCUGACUAAAGCCAAAAUAAUUGGGAUGGUUAAGACAUAGUAAAGUAUAUAAUCAUUGGCUUGAACAAGAAACAAUAAGACAUAAAUAUAAACAGUUUAAAUUGAAAUCAAAUAAAUAAUUCUAUUAAAUGCUUACCAACUAUUAUAGACUUAAAUAGAAAUAUUUUUCCAACCACGAUACUUUUAAAUACUAAAAUUGUUUUGUAAAAAUCUUGGUUAAAAAAAAAUUCUGUCUGUUGAAAAAUAAACAAUUUUUAAACUUUUAAAAAUGCAAAUCAACAUUGAUGCUUCAAGAUUACAGAAAAACUACUGAAUUGGAUUGUUAAAUGAUUGUUUUUAUUGUUAGGCAGCCUUUUCAGUAUUUCUAAAUGUACUUUCAUGUAUAAUUACACUUUCAUGUAUAAUUACACCUACAGGUAUAAUUACACUUUCAUGUAUAAUAAAAAAUAUAACAUUCAUAUGUAUUCAAUUAUCGGAGCCAGUAAGUUGCAAUUUAGCUCACUCAAAAGCAUUUAUAUUUUUUACCUCAACUUUACAAUAACUUUACUUCUUUACUACAUUUUUUAAAUAUUAUGCUACAAAUAUUUACUUUAUACUUUAUUAUAUUGUGUAAAAUAUAAAUUA
Messenger RNA from Physella acuta, 1688 nucleotides. RefSeq names its product glutathione S-transferase omega-1-like. Lineage: Eukaryota; Metazoa; Mollusca; Gastropoda; Physidae. Gene Ontology annotation, cellular component: cytoplasm. The record is from RefSeq and is a predicted model, not a curated record. Gene Ontology annotation, molecular function: glutathione transferase activity; glutathione dehydrogenase (ascorbate) activity. Gene Ontology annotation, biological process: glutathione metabolic process.